AUGGGUCGACGCGGCGCCGGACGCCGCCUGAACGACCAGGAGCGCAUGGAGAUCCUGGAGAUCGUGCAGCGCGAGGCCAAGGUGAAGAACGUGGACCUGGCCAAGCAGUACGGCGUGUCGGAGGGCGCCAUCCGCAAGCUGCGGCAGAUGAAGGACACGGUGCGCAACCGCUACUACAUGGGCAACGAGCAGAACCGCGACAAGCGCAAGCGCGGCGGCUUCAAGCGCAACGCGCCCUUCGAGCAGGAGCUGUACCAGUGGAUCGUGCGCAUGCGCGAGUCGCAGCCCUACCAGCUCGUGCCGCUCACGCAGACGGCCGUGCGCCAGCAGGCCAUCAUCCUGUCCAAGAACUACGAGAAGAUGGCCAACUUCAAGGCCUCGCCCGGCUGGUUCGCGCGCUUCUGCUCGCGGCACAGGCUCGACCCCGUCGUCGUGGACAACGCGGGCGGUGCGCCCACCGGCGACGCGGCCGCCGCCGCUGCUGAUGACGCGGCGGCGCUGGCCACUGCGGGCGUGCCGCAGUCGGUAUCAGUGCCGCCUGCUGUGUCCCUGCCCACUACCACGGCGGCGGACGAGACGGCCUUCCUCAUGGACACACUCACGGCGGCGCCCGUGACGACGUCGCAGGCCAUGGAGAUGGAGGGCAAGACAGACACGCCGUCCAUCAACGAGCAGGCGCAGCUGGCGGCGCGCGAGCACAACGAGGCGGCUCUGCGCGCGGCCGCCGCCAAGAUCGGCGAGGCCCAGGCCGCUGCAGCAGCGGCGGAGGCACGAGAAGCUGCGGAGGCGCACGACGAAGCCGCUGCCGACGCCGCCGCUGUCGCUGUCGGCGAAGACGAGAUCUUCAGCCUCGGACUAUAG
Phytophthora sojae is the source of this 861-nucleotide messenger RNA. RefSeq lists its product as hypothetical. Bases 1 to 861 code for a protein of 286 amino acids. The transcript is spliced from 3 exons. NCBI's taxonomy places the organism in Eukaryota, Oomycota, Peronosporomycetes, Peronosporales, Peronosporaceae. The record is from RefSeq and is a predicted model, not a curated record.